Messenger RNA from Pomacea canaliculata, 2226 nucleotides. RefSeq lists its product as uncharacterized. Gene Ontology annotation, biological process: proteolysis. The transcript is spliced from 12 exons. Gene Ontology annotation, molecular function: metalloendopeptidase activity. The record is from RefSeq and is a predicted model, not a curated record. Bases 75 to 1601 code for a protein of 508 amino acids. Lineage: Eukaryota; Metazoa; Mollusca; Gastropoda; Architaenioglossa; Ampullariidae.
ACAAGGAACUUUCCAGUCUACACCAGCCAUCAGUCGACUUACAUCUGGACAAACAAAAGAAAGAAGAAACAAAAAUGGACAGACGUUGGGCGUUUCUUCUGCUGCUUUCCACCUUUGUACCCGUUUCUUCGUGUGAAGAUAUUGUUGCAGGUAACGUGUCAGAAUCAAGGGAAGACCAAUCCUCAAGUCAGUCCAUGCCUGAGAACAUCGCUGUCAAUGUGACAAUCACUGGACAGGACGUGAGGCUGGACUUGACUCUGGACCUCAAUGCAAGUACAGACAUUCCUGUCUAUGUCUUCUCCAGGAACAAAGACGGACAACUGGACUCAGAGAGGGUUAACAGGAAAAUAAACAAGCACUUCGCCGUGUAUCGUGACGUCACACAGGGGGCUGUAUUCAGCGUCCGCCGUGACGUGGACACUGGACACGGUCAGCUGACCCUGGAAGGCGUGGUGCAUGUCAAAGGCAAAGUUUACGACCUUAGAAGCGCCAAUCGUCGCCACCGGAACUCAACGAACCCGACGAGCGACGGGAAGACAGGUUCUGUCGGCCAUGAUGUCCAACGACGUGACGUCAACGACAAGGACGAGGAGGUCGACCACAACGAGGCUGCAGACAACUACGAGUUCAUCGUGCGCCUUCUGGACGACCUACCUCCGAGGUCACUGAGAGGAGACGCCAUUCUGCCACCAACCUCUCUGCAGAAGAAACCUAAGGUGAGGACGUUCCAGGGCGAUGAUGUGCAACAACGACGAGCAUCUGCACCAGCAGCAGCGGAGACAAUAAGUAAACAACGGUCGGUGUUUCAUGAUGUUUACAUCGAUGAUGUUAACUUCCGUGAUGUUUACAUCGAUGUUGUUGCUGUCGCAGAUUACGGUGUCUUCUCCAACUGGUACGCUGCCAGUUCCGGUCGCACGAGAAAAGAGAAAACACAGGAUGUCUUGAGCAAGUUGCCGGAGCACUACGCCCUCAUGUUCUCCGGGGUGAAUAUGAUCUACGAGAACACCACCUCGCUGCCCUACACCAUUCAUGUCAAACUGUCUUCACUCAUCAUUUCAACGCGCACAGAACAUUCACCCUGGACAGAGUCACUGCGUGUGAAAACCUCUGAUAGGGAUCGUGUGGACCCCAAGAAUGCUCUCUACAGUUUAGCAGAAGGGGUGAAGAACACUCAUCUCGUCACUGACUACGACCACCUCACCCUCUUCACGGGGUACGACCUCCGGGGAACUGAUGGAGAUUAUUUAGGUGUCGCUUUCAUAGGAAGCAUGUGUGAGACAAAUGGCCGUUCGGUCUCCAUAGUGGAGGAUCUCUAUCGGAGCUUUGAGACUACUCCUGUUCUUGCACAUGAAAUAGGGCACAGCCUCAAUUCAGACCACGAUCAAAAAAAUAAUGAAUGUCUCGAGAACGACCGUUACAUCAUGGCGCCUGUCCUUGACACACGCGUACCCAGCAACUGGCACAACCUCUGGAAGUUCUCCAACUGCAGCAUCCGUUACUUUAAGACCUUCAUCAGCAAAAAGCUCCAGUCUGAACGAGGACGGCAAUGUCUGUGCGGCACCCGAGCACCCAACGACAUCCCGUACGUGUUCCGCCAGUAGCCAGGACAGGUGUGUGGCCCCGAUGCCCAGUGCAGACACAGGACCCUCGUCCACACUGUCAGGUCCUCUCAAGCUCGAUAUCCGGCGUUUGUUGAACCUUCAGAUUUUUUUUGUUUUUACUACGUUGUACACACAAACAUGAAUUUUCGGUAGACAUAUGAAGACAACCUUUACACAUGAGUGCACAUGCAGUCACACACACACACACACAAAUAAAUGUCCCUACACCAAGCCAUCACCACCUAGAAGAUAAAUGAACUGUAACACAAUAUUUUUGUUACUUACAUAGUACUUGUAUCUCCUUGUGAGCUAGUGUAAGUUUAUAUUUUUCAGUUGUACAUGUACUCUGUAAUACCACGUUUUUAAAAAAAUCGACACACAAUUUUUGUACUUCUGUAGCUAGCAUCCUUUUGUAUUAUUUUAAUUGUUAUCUUUUGGUUAGAUACAUUUUUAUUCGGAGUUCUUUGCCUCUACUGGUUGCUUCAACUUAUUAUAGCUUGGUGCUUUAUUUGUCACAUAUCUUUCUACAACACUGUCAAACAGGAGCUAGGAAUGCACUCCUAUCCAUCGCCCACCAGACAUCACACAGUAAAUUUUCUACUUUCAAGUUUGACAGCUGAGCAGG